AUGAGUGCCAAUACAAGCGCCGACAUUAUCUCAGCGCCGGUGAAACGUCCGGUAAAGUGGUUAUCGCACGUGCGGUACGAGCACCUGGUGGCCGGUGUCGUGGGAGGUGUCGUUCCCACACUAGUCCUACACCCGUUUGAUUUGGUGAAGAUACGUAUGGCUGUGAACGAUGGACAGGUAGCCGUGCGACCCAAGUAUAACGGUUUGGUCAAUACGGUCACCACUAUUGUCAAACACGAGGGUCUGACGGGGCUGUACAGAGGGGUCACACCUAACUGCGUGGGGUCGGGUGCCUCGUGGGGCCUGCAUAUGAUGGCCGCCGCUAUCGCCGGCGUUAUCACCACUUCCUUAACAAAUCCCAUUUGGGUUGUGAAGACUCAGAUGUGCCUCCAGUACGGCACCGGUAGUCAACUGGAAGCCCUCACAGCCAACACUAAGCAAACAUACAGCGGAAUGGUAGCUGUGAUGCGGCGGAUAUACCGCACGGAGGGUGUGCCGGGUCUGUACAGGGGGUACGUGCCCGGCAUACUCAACGUAAGUCACGGCGCCCUCCAGUUUAUGGCGUACGAGGAGCUCAAGACGUUAUACGUGACCAGUCGUGGUCUGGAUGUUACUCACUUAUUUUCAUUACGAAGUCUCGUGAAUGUCUUAAUUGCAAACUCUUUGGGCAAAUAA
This is a messenger RNA of Oppiella nova, 675 nucleotides long. The record is from the annotation of a GenBank genome assembly. Lineage: Eukaryota; Metazoa; Arthropoda; Arachnida; Sarcoptiformes; Oppiidae.